Molecule: messenger RNA, 864 nt
Organism: Pseudomassariella vexata
Lineage: Eukaryota; Fungi; Ascomycota; Sordariomycetes; Amphisphaeriales; Pseudomassariaceae
Product: Gas2, regulated by Bmp1 MAP kinase cascade
Exons: 4
Coding region: 1-864 (287 amino acids)
Source: RefSeq, a predicted model, not a curated record
AUGAGAUACUCCAGCAGCAUUCUUAUUGCAGCUUUCGCUGCCACCAACGUCGCCGCCCAUGGUGUCAUUACCGCUGUGACUGGUGCGAACGGUGUAACUAUGCCCGGCCUAUCAGUCGCUGAUGGAACUCCCCGUGAUUGUGCCAGCCCGCGCUGCGGAUCUGAGGCCGAUACAUCCAUCAUCCGCCAGAACGAGAUAGGCACCAACAGGGCCUCAGCCCUUGGCCGAACUCAGGGCGACGGUCCCGUUGACGCUGCCAAGAUGAUGGCCGUCUUCAUGGAUGCCCAGGGCGGGAACACCACCGCCGCCGCCGCGGCUCGCGACCUCCACGCUGCCAACAUGGCCCGCUACGCGAAGCUUGCCGUUCGUGCCGGCAACGGCGGAACCAAGACCCCCAAGGGCACCACCGAGACUGGUGUUAAGGCUGCUACCGGUCAGGGCGCGGCCCAGGGCAUCCCCACAACUGCCGACGACGGCACGAUCACCAUGACCUUUCACCAGGUUAACCAGGAUGGGGCUGGGCCUCUCACGGCGGCGAUUGAUGCCACCUCAGGCGGAACUGACCCCAGCGCCUUUAAGCAGGCCGAGGUUACCCAAAACGUUCCCGGCCUUGGCUUUGGCGGUCUCUCCGGCGCCUCUGUGAUGGACUUCCCUGUGGCUGUACAGAUGCCUGCUGGUAUGACAUGUCAGGGUCAGGUUGGAGGCGCUAGCAACGUCUGCGUUGCCCGCCUGCAGAACUCGGCUUUGGCUGGACCUUUCGGCGGAUCCGCUGCCUUCACCCAGAGUCCCGCGGCCAAGAAGCGCGCCAUCGAGUACAACCUGGCCAAGAAGCGCUUCGCUCGCGGAUUCGAGCAGAGUCAGUAA